Messenger RNA from Cornus florida, 678 nucleotides. RefSeq lists its product as uncharacterized. The record is from RefSeq and is a predicted model, not a curated record. Lineage: Eukaryota; Viridiplantae; Streptophyta; Magnoliopsida; Cornales; Cornaceae. The transcript has a single exon. The coding region runs from base 1 to 678 and encodes 225 amino acids.
AUGCCGCUGCCGCCACCACCACCACCACCACCACCACCACCUCCAAAAACAAGUGAGACAGAUGAUACUUUUUAUCACAUUUCUAAGUUUGUGAAGUUGAUGCCGACCUUGUUUGAGGGCGGUCUAGAUCCGCUUAUUGCAGAUAGUUUCAUGGAUAGAGUGGAGAAGUAUAUUAAUGCUAUGAAUUUGGCGACGGACAAGUUGAGGAUCACUUUGGCAACUUAUAACUUUGUUGGUGAUGCUAAGAUUUGGUGGAAGACCAUUGCUCACACCCAUAAUCUGGACACAAUGACUUAUACAUUUAAGAAGUUGUACUAUGAGAAGUACUUUCCGGCGCCUAAGCGGAGGGAACUAAAAAAGGAGUUUGAUGGGUUGAAGCAAGGAAACAUGACAAUUACAGAGUAUGAGAAUAAGUUUAUAUCACUUUUGAGUUUUGCACCUGGGAUUGCUAAUGAUGAGGAAGGAAAGAUAGAGAAAUUUAUUGAUGGCCUUAAUCUUACCAUUAGGCCAAUUGUAGCUGCCUUAGAACCGACAGAGUAUGUAAAAGCAAUACGAAAAGGCUUAGUGGUUGAGGCUGAGAACAAAGACAGCAAGGCUAUCAGGGAGUCCUAUAAGCACAACAGGGGUAUGAGUGCUUUCUUCAAGGGACAAUCAAGUAAGAAGCAGAAACAUGAGUAG